This is a messenger RNA of Penicillium lagena, 2136 nucleotides long. Its product is annotated as putative nucleoside diphosphatase (Ynd1). Gene Ontology annotation, molecular function: nucleoside diphosphate phosphatase activity. Gene Ontology annotation, cellular component: membrane. Gene Ontology annotation, biological process: nucleoside diphosphate catabolic process. The record is from RefSeq and is a predicted model, not a curated record. The transcript is spliced from 4 exons. The coding region runs from base 1 to 2136 and encodes 711 amino acids. Lineage: Eukaryota; Fungi; Ascomycota; Eurotiomycetes; Eurotiales; Aspergillaceae.
AUGGGCAAAUGGCGUUAUGGCGUGGUCCUGGACGCAGGCUCGUCUGGGACUCGUGUACACGUAUAUCGCUGGUUACGGAACUCGGUGGCGCGCCUGCGCGCGGAUCCCAACGAAUUGAAGUCGCUGCCCGAGAUCAAGACAAAAGAGCAUUGGACCAAGAAGAUUCAUCCUGGUGUCUCCUCGUUUGCCGAUAGACCGGAAUUGGUUGGGACGGAACAUCUGGCCGAUCUGCUCGACCAUGCCAAGAGUAUCAUCCCCGAAAAGGACGCGAAGAACACCCCGAUUUUUCUUCUGGCCACUGCAGGCAUGCGACUGCUCGGUGAUGUGGAGAGACAGAUUCUGUUGGACCAGAUCUGCUCAUAUGCUCGUGCGAACACGGACUUCUUGCUCCCGGACUGUGGCAUCCAUAUCCAGGUGAUUCCGGGUGUGACCGAAGGACUAUACGGAUGGAUUGCAACGAACUAUUUGUUGGGAAGUUUUGACUCGACCCAAAAUCACGAUCAUGGAAAAGGCCACCAUACCUACGGUUUUCUAGAUAUGGGUGGCGCGUCCGCUCAGAUCGCCUUUGCCCCGAACGCCACAGAGUCGGAGAAGCACGCGGAGGAUCUCAAGUUAUUGCGUCUACGGAAUAUCGAUGGGUCGGUCCAGGAACAUCGCGUUUUUAUCACUUCGUGGCUGGAAUUUGGCGUCCACGAAGCCCGACGGCGCUACGUUGAAGCUUUGCAGGUUGAAAGCGGUGGCGUGGGUGUCACCGAACUCCCUGAUCCUUGUCUGCCCCGGGGGUUGAGGACUACUCCUGACGGACAGGACGUAUUGGUAUCUGCAGGCGAGACAUUGGUGGGCACAGGUCGAUUCGACGAGUGCCUGCGCCGGACAUUCCCCUUGCUAGACAAGGAUGCUCCGUGCCCAGACCAACCUUGUCUUCUUCACGGUGUUCACACGCCGGCCAUUGACUUUGAUGUCAAUCACUUUGUUGGGAUUAGCGAGUUCUGGCACACCACCCAUGAGAUCUUUGAAAUGGGUUACAAAGACAAGGCUUAUGACUUCAACACUUAUCAAGAGCGCGUUCAAACGUUCUGUUCGCAAGACUGGACUUCCAUCGAAAACGGGCUUCAGGAUCAAAAAUGGGGCAAAUCGGUUGACCGUCAAAAAGCUUACGAGGUCUGCUUCAAGGCUUCCUGGAUCAUCAACAUGCUACAUGAUGGCAUUGGAGUGCCUCGUGUUGGACUGGAGGAUACAUCUGGCACCCGUCACAACGGUACCAAGGAAGUGCUUGCGCACGGAAAGGAGAAGGGCUACCUGGAUGCUUUCCAGGCGGUCAACAAGAUCGACUCGACAGAAGUGAGCUGGACCUUGGGCAAAAUCGUCUUGUAUGCGUCAUCUCAGGUGACUGCAGAAGUCGAGGAUGCGCUCCCCGUCGGCUUCGGCAGCAAUGUCCCGGGAGUUCCUGCGGAUUUCCAGUAUCCCAGUGUUCAACUUCUUCCGGAUUCCGAGAGCUUCCACAGCGAGCAUUGGCAUGAUGCUUUGUUCGAUGGCGAUUCACCGCGCAGAGUACCGGGAUUCUUGCUGUUCUUGUUCAUCAUUUUGUUGGUUGGCUUCUUCCUGUGCGGGAGGGGCCGUCGCCUGCGGAUCUAUCACCGCGUUAACACCUUCUUCCGUUGCGGACGACCCUCUCAUCCUAAUUACCCCAAGAAGCGAAAGCCACUUGGCCUAAGGCUGCCUUUCCUCAACCGUGGCCCGUCGUACGAGCGUGUUCUCGAAGAGGGCGCUCAGCAUUUCGACCUGAGCGUGACCGACUCUGAUGGGAGCGAUUUGGAUGGCCGUCCCUCUGACGCUGAGUCAAACACCUUCCGGGCACCCAAACACACAACAAGCUGGGGCAGUAACCCUACUACACCAGGCUUGAAAUACAGUUUGGAUAACAGCUCAUCGGGUACGAUUGGGCUAGGGAUUAGCGGUGGGACCCCCGGUAUCGCCAUAGAUCGGGCAGGGUUGGUGGUCCGGACUGAGAGUCGCGACAACUUGGCGCCCAUCGCACUUGGGCCCACUACGAACGGGCGUCGGUCGAGAGCAGGCAGUCCGACACGAUCCCACCACCACAAAUCACCGUCCAUGUCGCCCUUGGCCGAUGACUGA